Turnera subulata is the source of this 1101-nucleotide messenger RNA. Lineage: Eukaryota; Viridiplantae; Streptophyta; Magnoliopsida; Malpighiales; Passifloraceae. The record is from the annotation of a GenBank genome assembly.
AUGGCUUUACUAGAGGAGGAGACCCAGCAACUUCAACAGAGCGCAUCAGCAUUGGUUUUUGAUGGCCUUUUCUGUGAAGAAGAGGGCUUUGAGGGGGAUUAUGAGGAAAGAAGUGAAAUUUAUGUUCAGAAAGUGAGAAAGGAGACAUCUUUAUCUUCUGUUUUGCUUCAACAAGAUUUGUAUUGGGAAGAUGAUGAGUUGUUGUCUCUAAUCUCGAAAGAAAAAGAGGCCCAUUUGAGUCUUAAUAAUGCAGUAUUCUCUGAUGGGUCUUUGAUGGUUGCUCGUGCGGAGGCUAUUGAGUGGAUUUUAAGGGUGAAGUCACAUUACGGGCUCACUCCUUUAACUUGUGUUCUGGCUAUGAAUUACUUUGAUAGGUUUCUUUGCAGUUUAAGGUUUCAAAUUGAUAAGCCAUGGAUGGGUCAACUGGCUGCUGUUGCUUGUUUGUCUUUGGCUACCAAAGUGGAGGAGACCCAAGUGUUUCUUCUUUUGGACUUGCAAGUGGAGGACUCAAAAUUUGUGUUCGAAGCAAAGACUAUAAAAAGAAUGGAACUUCUGGUGCUGUCUACGCUUCAAUGGAGAAUGCAUCCUGUGACCCCAAUUUCCUUUUUUGAUCACAUCAUAAGGAGGCUUGGACUAAAGACUCACUUGCACUGGGAAUUUCUGUGCGGUUGCGAGCGUUUGCUUCUCUCUGUCAUUGCUGAUUCAAGAUUCAUGCGUUAUCUUCCUUCUAUAUUAGCUACUGCAAUAAUGCUACAUGUCAUUAAGGAGGUUGAGCCACGUAAUCACUUAGAGUGCCAGAAUCAGCUAAUGGCCGUACUGAAAAUCAGUGAGGAUGAAGUGAAUGGAUGUUACAAGCUCAUUACAGAGCUUUCAGGCGCCCUAAGCCAAAGCAACAAACGCAAGCAUCUGUCUCCACCCAGCAGCCCAAAUGGUGUCAUUGAUGCCACUUUGAGCUCUGACAGCUCGAAUGACUCGUGGUCUGUUGCAUCAACUGUUUCAUCACCAAUCCUUCAGUCCAAGAGGAGCAGAGUCCAGGAUUUGCAGAUGCAGUUGCCUUCCCUAAAUAGUAUGUUGGUGGACGUGCUUGGCAGUCCUCGUUAA